Messenger RNA from Salvia miltiorrhiza (redroot sage), 2754 nucleotides. RefSeq names its product receptor-like protein kinase FERONIA. The transcript has 2 exons. The record is from RefSeq and is a predicted model, not a curated record. Gene Ontology annotation, cellular component: plasmodesma; plasma membrane. Gene Ontology annotation, biological process: protein autophosphorylation. Gene Ontology annotation, molecular function: ATP binding; transmembrane receptor protein tyrosine kinase activity. Lineage: Eukaryota; Viridiplantae; Streptophyta; Magnoliopsida; Lamiales; Lamiaceae. Bases 216 to 2612 code for a protein of 798 amino acids.
AGUUUGAAUGAGUUACAUCUCCAUCAAUGUCCAAAACCAUAAUUUACCAUUUUGCCGUUUCAUUUGGUCUCACAUCACUCCACAUUCUUCUCUAACCAACACUCUCCUUCUCACAACUCAACCCUAAUUUGCUUUUUUCCCCCUCAAUUCCCAAACACAUGAACAUGUCUGAAAAAUAUCCCUCAAAUCUUCUUCUUCUUUGCUUAAUCUCAUAAAUGAAGUGCAAAAUCCAAAUAUUCUUGUGGGCCAUCCUCACAUUCCCCUGCACCAUAAUCACACUCGAUGAUCAUCCACUUCUCUUAGACUGUGGUGCAAAUCUUGAAUCCACAGAUUCCUCCGGCAGAAAAUGGAUCCCAGAUUCAAGAUUCCUCACUACCAACAACCACUCUCUCUCAUCCACUGCAAAAUCCCAAGAUCCCUCACUCCCCUCCACAGUCCCUUACAUGCAAUCAAGAAUCUUCAAAUCCCAAUCCACCUACACACUCCCCAUCUCCCCCACCUCCCGCCACUGGCUCCGCCUCCACUUCUACCCCACCUCCUACGCCGCCGCCCUCGACCCCGCCGCCGCCCUCUUCUCCGUCUCCGCCGCCGGCCUCACCCUCCUCCACAACUUCAGCGCCGCCAUCACCGCCCAAGCCCUCACACAAGCCUACAUCAUAAGAGAAUAUUCUCUCACAACCCUAAACUCACCGCUCCUCCAUCUCACCUUCACGCCCGAUCCCGAUCACGACCGUCCAAACGCCUUCGCCUUCAUCAACGGCAUCGAGAUCAUCCCGAUCCCGGAGAUCUUCCCGCCCGAGUAUUACUCCCGCGCGAUGCAAACCAUGUUCCGGCUCAACGUCGGCGGCCGGUUCAUCGCGGCGGACGAAGACUCCGGUCUGACCCGGACAUGGCACGACGAUUCCCCGCACAUAUACGGCGCCGGCUUCGGGGUCACCACGCGCGCCGGCGCCGGCGUCGCGUAUCCUUCUCGAGAGUCGAGGCUCGCGGCCCCGCCGGAUGUCUACCUCACGGCGAGGUCGAUGGGCCCCAACUCCACGCUCAAUCUCAACUACAACCUCACUUGGAUUCUUGAUGUGGAUGCCAACUUCAGCUAUCUCGUGAGGCUGCAUUUCUGCGACUUUUUUUUUGGCAAGGUGAAUCAGAUGGUGUUCCUCAUCUUCAUCAACAAUCAAACGGUGGAAACCGACGCCGAUGUCGCGGCGUGGGCCGGAGGAAAAGGAGUGCCCGUCUACAAGGAUUAUGAAGUCCGCCAAAAUGGUCAUAACCAGCUAUGGCUGGCUCUGCAUCCAAACGUGGAAUCCAAACCUCAAUACUAUGAUUCAAUCCUUAAUGGAAUCGAAGUAUUUAAACUCAACGACACCAAGGGGAACUUAGCGGGCCCCAAUCCCAUCCCAUCUCUCAAAAAAGACAUGUCACAAGAUGCAACAGCAACAAAAUUCCCAUCAAGAUCAAGAAAAAAAAGUCGCCUAAUUGUAAUAUUAGCCUCACUUUUAGCUUCCGUGGCUGUUCUCGUCGGCCUCAUCGCCGCCUGUUUCAAGCAGAGCAGCAAAGGCGGCGCGCCGUGGCUGCCAAUCUACGGCGGCAGCAGCAGCAGCAGCCAGAUCUCGAGCCGCCUCGGGGAAGGCCUGUGCCGCCAUUUCUCCAUCGGCGAGAUCAGAGCCGCCACCCACGGCUUCAGCGAGGCGUGCGUGGUGGGCGUGGGAGGAUUCGGGAAGGUCUACCGCGGCUGCAUCGACGGCAACGCCACCGAGGUCGCCGUCAAGAGAGCAAACCCCUCAUCGCAGCAAGGCUUGCAUGAAUUCUUGAACGAGAUCGAGCUCCUGUCCAAGCUCAGACACCGGCAUUUGGUUUCGUUGAUCGGAGCCUGCGAGGAAAACAACGAGAUGGUGCUCGUGUACGAUUACAUGGCGAACGGGACUCUGCGCGAGCAUCUGUACAACAUCAACCUCAACGGCAACAAGGGCUGGUCUGAUCAUCUGUCGUGGAAGCAGCGGCUGGGAAUCUGCAUCGGGGCGGCGAGGGGGAUUCACUAUCUGCACACCGGCGCAAAGCACCCCAUCAUCCACAGAGACGUCAAGACCACCAACAUUCUCCUCGACGACAAGUGGGUGGCGAAGGUCUCCGACUUCGGGCUGUCGAAGGCGAGGCACGCCCUCGACCAAGCCCACGUCAGCACCGCCGUGAAGGGCAGCUUCGGGUACCUGGACCCGGAGUACUACCGGCGGCAGCAGCUCACGGACAAAUCCGACGUGUACUCGUUCGGGGUGGUGCUGUUCGAGGUGCUGUGCGCGCGGCCGGCCAUCGACGCCGGCCGCCCGAGGGAGCAGCUCUGCCUGGCGGAUUGGGCGGUGGCGAGUUACAGAAAAGGGGCGAUGGAGGAGAUGAUUGAUCCCAGCAUUAGGGGCGAGAUCAAUGCGGAGUGUCUGAAACGCUACACGGAAACGGCGGUGAAGUGCUUGUCUGAAGACAGCAUCGAUCGCCCCUCCAUGGGUGAGGUGUUGAGGAAUCUUGAACACUGUCUUAAGCUGCAGAGUGGUGGUGAGGAAGAGGAGCAACACAGUGUGAAUGAUGCUGCGUUUGCAGAUGUAUUGGAAACACAAGGGAGAUGAAUGAGAUGAGAUGGAGCAAUAUUCUUGAUUCUACAAAAUUAAAUCAUCUUUUGAUAGUGCAUGUGUGAAAAUGUUCAUGUCUAGGAAAACAUGUUGAAAUUACCCAAUUUUAGUUGAUGAAUGAAUAAACUUACAACACAAA